Molecule: messenger RNA, 1110 nt
Organism: Alternaria infectoria
Lineage: Eukaryota; Fungi; Ascomycota; Dothideomycetes; Pleosporales; Pleosporaceae
Exons: 1
Coding region: 1-1110 (369 amino acids)
Source: RefSeq, a predicted model, not a curated record
AUGAGUCUAGAGUCUUUGGUACUCACAGCCUCGCACUUCGCAGCAUCGGAUGUUCGAGAUACUAUAUACGCUCUACUUUACCUUGCCAAUGACAUGCACGACGUUGUUGACACUUCUUCGGCAUCGCAAGUGCAACACCGUUUCACUUCGGACUAUUCAAGACAUCCCGUGGAUAUCUUCAAGGACUUCGUACGUUAUAGCAUCGGAAAGUCCAACUCUCUCGAUGUACUUUACCGGCAUUGGGCUUGUUGGUCCCACUUGAACGCCCGGUACGGAUACAACGAAAGGUUACUACCCAGUUGGAUCGGAGCAGCAAUAUUUGGUCAGAAUCGCUCUGAAUCUCGGUAUCAUAUUCCUUCAGAUAGUCUGUUAGGACCUGUUGGCUCCCAGGUUUACCACGCAUCACACUGCAUCUCAUUUAAAGGACAAUCAAUACCGCCAACAAUCGACGAUACCAUACAACUUGAGGGAAUGCUGCUAGGCACGGUAGAUGUAGCCUCAGUAUCGGCUGUCACUAGAGGACUGAUCAGGAGCGAUUGGCUGAGAACUCUCGGAUGGUGCGGAACUCUAGAUGGAGGCAUCGAUGAUCAGCUUUGGAGGACCCUUGUGGCGAAUCGCGACCCUGAGUCGAAAGUGGCUCCUACCUGGUACCGACGAGCAUGCGCCUUGGCACUCACACAGCUUGACCAUCUCGGUGACCUGAACUCGGAAGCUCUAGCAGCCGACCCCUCACAGCCUAGCACCUUAAUCGAAUACUUGAAGCGCGUACAGAACGCGACUGCUCAUAAGAAGAUUUUCCGCUGUGCAAGUGUCGAGUCAGAAGUCAAAAAGAGCCCUACAGGAAGUCAGAGAAAGGUCGCCGAUGCCAUCGUAGGCCUAGGACCAGAGCAGAUGACAGGCGAAGAUGAAAGCUUGGUUUGCAUUCUCUAUGGAUCCUCCGUACCGGUUAUCCUCAGUCUGAUCGACGACGAGAGAUUACAAAGCGGCGACAUCUGUCACGUCAAGCUCGUCGGUGCCUGCUACGUACAUGGACAUAUGGAAGGGGAGAUAUUUGCAAGCAUGGGCGAGAAGGAAUUCCAAGGCAGAACGAUGAAGUUCAGCAUUCAUUGA